AUUCAUCGUCAAUGGCGAAUAAAUAAUCAAUCCGCAGACAUAAUCCUUCAUUCUUCAGUGAUGUCGGCCUCUGCUAGUGAUAUCGAAAACAACGCAGCAAUUACCAAACAUGGUGAACAUGCACUUGGUAAACAGACGAGUCGACCGGAUAGAAAGCCACCAUUCCUUUCGCGAAGAUCGGCAGAGGAACUGAAAAAGCGUUUAGCGAGUGGCAUAAGUGCGAAGAUUGCCUCUGGAAACGCUAGAGAUACUAGUCACGCUAGUCAUAGCGAUGAAGACAUUGAAGUACCAUUACAGCACAAAGAAUACCAGGGAAAUGAAUCAAACGCAAAGGAGAUAAAAUCAUUUCCCGGUACUGACGAAAUAUCUCUUCUAAAGGACUCCACCACGACAGAUGACUCGGAGAGAAGUUCACGAAGGGUUAGCGCGAGCAAAACAGAGCUUCAUAAAUCGUUAUUGAUGGCCUUGAUGAGCCGCAAAAAGACGUCGGUAGAUAAUGGCGAGAAAAAUCCACAGGAGAAUUCGAGAAAAGAGACUGAGAUUGACGGAGGAAAGCCACUUAAAGCGAAUGAGAAUGAUUUGCAUAAGUCGCGUGACAGUCAGUAUGAUGUUGCGCAUUUCACUAUCCAGAAGCAAUUUCAUAAUGCAGGGAUGACUGAACAAGCCCAGCUCACGAAAGAUGGCGAAUCUCGAAGUGAGUUUGACGCUAUUGUUGAUGGUGUGGUCGUUGAAAAUGACUCCGAGAUAAACGCUAACACAAGUGUAUUGGAGAGAGCUAAACAUAUCGAGCGUUUGCUUGGACGUAGGAAUGCGGAAAGUAUGCUUGUACUAAAUGGCAACGAGAGCAAGGAUAAAGAGGUUAGUGGUAAUGUAAAUAGUAAUGUAAACAGGAGUACAAUUUAUGGCAAGAGGUCAGAUAAAGAAGUAAUGUCGAUUGACACGCUGAUGAAAGGCGAAAAACAUCAAAACAAGCAUCAAAAAGCGAAUAUCGAUACAAAUUCAAAGCCCGAAACUUUCAUUGCGUCAAAUUUGGGCAUGAGAAACAAGAACAUCGAAGGUGAUGAAAAUGUUAUAGUUAGAAAGAAAGUGCCUCCUCCUGUAACUAAAAAGCCAUCGAGGAGUGAAAUAAAAAAUUUCAAACAGUCAAACAUGUCACUUGAUAAUGUUGCGGUAGCAGGUUCAAGCGGUUCAGCCAGUUUGAAUAGUUUAAACCAUUCAAACACAAAGAAAGCUUACGAUAUGAGUGCAAAAAUUAUAAGCGAAAAUAAUGAGGAUCUGCUAGAGAAACUUGAAGUUGGCGUGGGUGCGUGUAAAAUUGUCGCAUUUAAAACAAUGGAGGAGUUCUCCAUCUUACGAAUAAAGUUGAAUCAAGUUCGUCUUGAACUGGAUCAUUUCAAACGAGACAGGGAAAAGAGAACGCCUUUAAUUUGAGUACUAUUUAAAGUGAUUUCUUAGUACUUUUUAGUUCUUGUGUUAUUUUUGUGAGUCGAACCUUUUCCUUCAUGUUUAACACGCUGAUCAAUCGUGGAAUUAGCAUAAUGUGCGCAUUGUGACGAUCCUAUAGCUAUAUGGUGUGUUUUACAAGAGAGAACAAUGGUUUAAUUCAUGCUGUUAUUUUUUAAAAACCUGAAUCAGUAAUUAUUUGAAUGUACGCAGAACAGGAAAGAUGAAUAAGUCAACUCGUUUGUCUUGUCUUGUCGCGUCUGACCUAACGUACGCUUAUCGGCUCAUUACGAGAAAAUCAUGUUAUUAUAUUAAGAGUUUUGGCAAAAGAAGUUACCUUAUGGUUCAUAUGUAGCGUUACCUUUGGUUUAUACCCAUACCAAAAUAAUUCGUUUUACUUUAAAAAACGUGCACUAUUUUCUGAAAAAAAAGGAGAUAACGUAGAUGAAUGCUAAGAUGGCGUUCUCGGAAUAAAUGGGGGCGUCUUAUGGGCAGGCUUUCAUUUGAAAUUUGAUUGGAUGACGUGUCAUAAUUUCAGCCAAUGAUGUUCGUUUUUCCACCCAUGUUAUCUGCUGGUGGUCGAUUGCAGAAUUUUCGACGAACCAUCCACUGUUCGGUGAAUAUCAUGGCGUCUUUACGAGUUGCUAUAAUCGGACAAUCACAGUUUGGAAUGGAAGUUUAUAAAAAACUACGAUCAAAAGGGCACGAAAUUGUUGGGGUAUUUACAAUACCGGACGUAAAAGGAAAGCCAGACGUUUUGGCAAGUGAGGCCGAAAAAGACGGUUUGCCAGUUUUCAAACAUAAACGCUGGAGGAACAAAGGAGAAGAGACAACAAUUGCGAAAAUUUUCGAGCAGUACAAAUCAUGUAAUGCUGAGUUAAACGUUAUGCCUUUCUGUAGUCAGUUUAUACCUAUGGACGUAAUCAACUUUCCUAAACAUGGCUCAAUAAUUUACCAUCCAUCUUUACUUCCCAGACACAGAGGAGCGUCUGCGAUAAAUUGGACAUUGAUGGAAGGCGACAAGCAGGGUGGUUUCACCAUAUUUUGGGCUGAUGAUGGCUUGGACACUGGCCCAAUUCUACUACAAAAGAGGGUGGAUGUCGAUCCAAACGACACAGUUGAUACAUUAUAUAAUCGUUUCUUAUAUCCAGAGGGUAUAAAGGGAAUGGUUGAAGCGGUUGAGUUAAUAUCUGAUGGUAAGGCCCCAAGGAUUGUUCAAUCUGAAGAUGGUGCAACAUACGAUAAGAUCUGGAAGAAAAAGGAUGUUGCUAAGAUCAACUGGGAUCAGCCAGCAGAAAAACUCCAUAACUUUAUCCGUGGUUGUGAUAAGCUUCCUGGUGCGUGGUCAAUAAUUGAUGGAGAGCAAGUUACAUUCUACAGUUCAUCCCUUGAGCAAACUACAGAUGUUCCCGAAGGAUCGCCUGUGAUUAUUGAAGGUCUCGCCAAGCCAGCUGUUGUACAUGCAAAUGGAAUGACACUUGUUGGAAAUGACAGCAAAAUGUUGACGGUGAAAGCCUUGGGUUUGUCCACUGGCAAAAUGAUUCCGGCGUCAAAAUUUGGACAAUCAUCAGAAGAUUCGGAAUCGCUCGAGUUGUCCGAGCAAGAAAAAGAAAUGGAACAAAAGAUUCAAGUAGUCUGGGCUGGUAUCUUGGCAAAUCCUGAUGUUGAUAACGAUACGGAUUUUUUUGCCGCUGGAGCUGGCUCGAUGGACGUUGUUAGGUUGAUAGAAGAAGUUAAGGAAAAAUGUGAUAUUUCACUCGAAGCAGAGGACGUCUACAUGAAUACAGGUUUUGGUGAUUUCGUGAAAAUGGUCGUGUUGACUUCACGCGGGGUCACAAAUGAAGAAUUCAAAGUAGACACAAUCGACAAACAUGUGAACAACAUGGAGAUCAGAAUGCCUCAUCAAGCUUUCAUCAAUGGAAAUUUUGUCGAUUCCAGUUCAGGGAAAACGUUUCAGACGAUCAACCCACACGAUGAAACUGUGCUAGCCGACAUAUCCUAUUGCUCUAAAGAAGAUGUCGACCUGGCUGUUACUGCUGCAAAAGAUGCAUUUGAGAAAGGACCUUGGGGACGAAUGAAUGCUCGAGAUCGAGGGACCUUGAUGUACAGGCUAGCAGAUAUCAUGGAGAAACAUAAAGAAGAAUUAGCAACGAUCGAAUCACUCGAUGCCGGUGCCGUGUACACUCUUGCUUUGAAGACGCAUGUUGGAAUGUCCAUUGAUACCUUUAGAUAUUACGCUGGCUGGUGUGAUAAAAUACAGGGAACAACCAUUCCUAUCAACCACAGUCGUCCCAGUAAGAAUCUAUCUUUCACAAAACGAGAACCAUAUGGCGUUUGCGCUCUUAUUGUGCCCUGGAACUAUCCCUUGAUGAUGCUAGCAUGGAAAAUGGCGCCUCUUCUUGCUGCUGGAAACACCGUCGUUCUUAAACCGGCACAGGUUACACCGAUGACGGCGUUGAAGUUUGCCGAACUCACAGUAAAAGCUGGAUUUCCUCCCGGUGUGAUCAACAUUCUUCCUGGUUCAGGUUCCCUGAUAGGGAAUUACCUUUGUGAACAUGCAGAUAUCAGCAAGGUUGGUUUCACAGGAUCAACUCCAGUUGGCAAGAAGAUAAUGUCGAACUGUAGUCCCUCGUUGAAACGAGUCCAACUUGAACUUGGCGGAAAGUCUCCACUUGUCAUCUUUGCCGAUUGCGAUCUGGAUCGAGCUGUCCGUCAGGGGCUCAUGGCUUGUUUCUUCAACAAAGGGGAGAAUUGCAUUGCUGCUGGUCGGCUGUUUAUCGAGAACUCCAUUCAUGACGAGUUCGUCGAGAAAGUGGUAAGUGAAGUGAAGAAAAUGAAGAUUGGCGAUCCGUUAGAUCGCUCUACUGAUCACGGACCGCAAAAUCAUAAGGCCCAUCUGGAUUCGUUGCUAUCUUACGUCGAGACUGGUGUGAAAGAAGGAGCCACUUUGGUAUACGGAGGGAAACGUGUGGAUAGACCUGGUUGGUAUAUGCAGCCGGCAAUCUUCACUAAUGUUCAAGACGGGACAUUUAUUGCCAAAGAGGAAUCCUUCGGCCCUAUUAUGGUCAUAUCAAAGUUCCCUAAUGGGGACAUUGAUGGUGUGAUCAAGAGAGCGAAUGCGACAGAAUACGGCCUCGCGUCUGGAGUGUUCACGAAAGAUCUAAGCAAGGCAAUGCGCGUUUCUGACGGACUGGAUGCAGGCACGUGCUUUAUAAAUUGCUAUAACAAAACAGAUGUUGCCGCUCCGUUUGGUGGCUUCAAGCAAUCAGGGUUCGGCAAAGAUUUAGGUGAAGAAGCAUUGAAUGAAUAUUUACGCACGAAAGUUGUCACGAUUGAAUAUUAAAAGUAACCUUUAGUGCAGUGUUAUUUUUUUACCGAACUCACGAUAGUAUUUAUUGUCAAGUAUAUUUAAUUCUAUCCAAGCUGCUUUUCUGUAUGACACGAAAAGAAUGCGAAAUAAAUCGCUCGCAGCCAA
Molecule: messenger RNA, 4918 nt
Organism: Xenia sp. Carnegie-2017
Lineage: Eukaryota; Metazoa; Cnidaria; Anthozoa; Malacalcyonacea; Xeniidae
Product: cytosolic 10-formyltetrahydrofolate dehydrogenase-like
Exons: 25
Coding region: 1985-4786 (933 amino acids)
Biological process (GO): 10-formyltetrahydrofolate catabolic process; one-carbon metabolic process; biosynthetic process
Cellular component (GO): cytoplasm
Molecular function (GO): aldehyde dehydrogenase (NAD+) activity; formyltetrahydrofolate dehydrogenase activity
Source: RefSeq, a predicted model, not a curated record